AUCAGCCUAUUCAGACAACAUCACCAACAGCUUGGUCUGUGCGCGUGUGUGUGUAUGGGGGCAGAGCAGAGAGUGAGAGACAGAGAGGCAGCGCACGAGAGAGAGCAACACGGAGAGCGAGAGAGAGAGAGAGAGAGAGAGAGAGAGAGCAGGGAAGGGGGAGGCUCCAUAUUCUUUCACCUACACCCCAUCAAACCACAGGAAGGAGGGGCCAGACCCUAAGCUGCCAAUCAAAUCCGCUCGUGGCAGCCGGCAUUAUCUCAGCAACAAACUAUUGACAGAUUACAUGUCAAGGAGUUUAGUGCAUGAUUGAAGGAAGCCUUUUUUAUCUAGUUACUUUUCCGCUUUAUUUACCCCUCAACCAACCAACAUUCGAAUGACUUUCUUACAAAGUUGAGUAAUAUUAUGAAAGUUACAUGUCUGAGAGGAUUUAACUUCGACUUCCCUGAAUAUGCUGAAAGGAGUUUAUGCACUGAAACGACCUCAGGAAAAUCCAAGAUGGCCGCCAAAAGGAAAGGUGGCCUAAAACUCAAUGCUAUCUGUGCCAAGCUGAGCCGCCAGGUGGUGUUCGACAGCAGCUCCCAGAAUGCAGAGGGAGACCAGAGUGUGGCAGAAAACAGCGAGCGUGGCAGUUCCCUCUACGAUGACAAUGAGACCAACUUCCCCGAGAGCCUGAGCCUAAAUCAGAGCCUAGAGGAGGACCAGAAGAGACGCGAGGCCAUCGAGAAGUGGGUCAACGGCGAGUAUGGCGAUGAGCCACCAGCUCCUGAGGAUGAACAGGAGCAUGAACUCAAAGUCAGCAAUGAUGAAGACAGCCCUCCUGAAGGUGUCUACAUGGUACAUCCCAAAGGCUGCAGUGACGACGAAGAGGAGGCCGAGCCCACGGCAGGGUCUCAUGAUAGCAGUUUCCAUAAUGACAAAGAACCUGAAGACAAGCCUUCGAAAGAUGUUACCUACAUGCAGCCAAGCGAGGCCCAGAGUCGCCAAGCACCUUUCUCCUCUCCAGGAGAAGCAUCUGCCCUGCGAGACUAUGCAGCCAACACCAUGAAUGAAUUUUUGGGAAUGUUCGGUUAUGAUGACCAGCAGGUAAGGGAUGAGCUGACCAAGAAGAUCAGCUUUGAGAAACUCAAAGCCGCUACCUCAGACCCCUCAUCCCUCAGCAGCGAGGAGGCCUCACGACGCGCCCGCUUCUCCAAGUACGAAGAGUACAUACGAAAGCUGAAAGCCGGUGAGACCCUACCCUGGCCCAUGCAUGCUUCCCCACCCAAACCAGAUGACCUCAACUCAAAACUGGCUCAAGAUAAGAGUGCUACUAUGCUCCAGACCCCUGGAUGCCUCCCAGGGGCCGAGGCACAGAUCUACCCUUCAAGCCUGGACCACAAACAGCCAGGAGGACCUCAGCUGGGCACCUCUCAGCCAGCAAAUCCCUCUCACAUUCAGAACCUGGCGUCCCGAGCCUCAAAGUAUGACUUCUUUAUUCAGAAGCUGAAGAUGGGUGAGAGUCUACAGCAGCAGAACGGCAAUGCUUACAAACGACCCUCCAAGUACGACUUGGAGAAUGUCAAAUUCCUGCACCUCUUCAAGCCUGGUGAGGGCAACCCUGACAUGGGCGGUGCCAUCGCCUUUAAAACUGGCAAAGUGGGCCGUCCUUCGAAGUAUGACAUCAGAACAAUUCAGAAGCUGAUGCCAGGUACACCAGAGGCCUCACUGAUGCCCAAUGUCCUCGCAACAGCACCCGGAAACCCAGGAGCUCCUGGAGUUCCAACUGUAGGUGCAGCUGGGGCCAGCAUCGCCCCAGGGCUCACAAUGGACCAGACUGGACACUUAAGCUUCAACGCCUCUGACUACCUGAAGUCCAGCUUUUCCAAGACUGACUCCAUCACCACUGGCACUGUGUCCUCUGUGAAGAAUGGCCUGCCACCAGAUAAACCCCCCAGCGACGACAUCAACCUCUACCAGAAAUAUAUUGCCAGGUUCUCUGGGAGUCAACACUGUGGACAUGUGCACUGUGCGUACCAGUACAGAGAGCAUUACCACUGCAUGGACCCUGAGUGUAACUACCAGGUGAGCAGGUUUACCAGUAAGCAAGAUGUUAUCAGGCACUACAACAUGCACAAGAAGAGGGACAACUCUCUGCAGCAUGGCUUCAUGCGCUUCAGCCCUCUGGAUGACUGCAGUGUCUACUACCAUGGCUGCCACCUCAAUGGAAAAAGCACCCAUUACCACUGCAUGCAGGUGGGCUGCAGCAAAGUGUACACCAGCACCUCAGAUGUCAUGACUCAUGAAAACUUCCAUAAAAAGAAUGCCCAGCUGAUCAACGAUGGCUUCCAGAGAUUUCGUGCCACUGAGGACUGCGGCACAGUCGGUUGUCAGUUCUACGGGCAGAAGACUACACACUUCCACUGCAGGCGUCCAGGCUGCACAUUCACUUUCAAGAACAAGUGUGACAUUGAGAAGCACAAGAGCUACCACAUCAAGGAUGAUGCCUACGCCAAAGAUGGCUUCAAGAAGUUCUAUAAGUAUGAGGAGUGCAAGUACGAAGGCUGCGUGUACAGCAAAGCAACCAACCACUUCCACUGCAUCCGCUCCGGCUGCGGCUUUACCUUUACCUCCACUAGCCAGAUGACCUCCCACAAGCGUAAACACGAACGCCGUCACAUCCGCUCCUCCAGUGUUAUGGGCCUCUCCUCCGCCUACCUGGCACCAAAGGAUGAGCAAGAGGAGUCAAGCAACGAUGACCUGAUGGACUUCUCAGCCAUCAGCAGCAAGAACUCCAGCCUGAGUGCCUCGCCUACGACCCAGCAGUCCACCACUGUGCCGCACCUUUUGGCCACACCCACCACCACAGUCUCCUCCUCAUCUGGUCAUGCCCUCAAACCUGCACCCUCGCUGCCCAGUGCAGGCCAGCGUAUGUCCACCCUGCUGUCCCAGGCUCUGCCCAGCAACAUGCCUGUGGCCCUUGCUCUUUCCAACAGUGCCCUGGCCUCUUCCAACCCGUUCUUCUCCCUCAUGCCCAGGCUGCCUCUCCAACCACAUCUGCCAGCCGCUAGUCUGAUUUCAGCUGUAUCUUCUGGAACCCACUCCAUGCCAACUGAUUCACUGACCCAGGGGUGUUCCACACCGAUGUCAGAUGGAGUCAUGACAUCUACCCCGACCUCCUUCACCACCUCCUCCAUCAUGGAGAAGAUCUCGGCAAGCAAAGGUCUGAUCUCGCCCAUGAUGGCCAGACUGGCAGCUGCUGCCCUGAAGCCCUCCAAUAACCCAGACAUAGGGAAUGGGCAGCUGACUUCAUCCAGCCAGUUCAAUCUGGUUCAAGUGAAGCAGGAGCCUGUGGACAUCAACUCUGGGGCCUCCCAAGACUCAACGCAGGAACAUAGCCUGGACCUGAGCAAAAAAGACCACAGUAAUGAAUCAAACGGACACCCUGUACCAGGGAAUACAUCUCUUUUAUCCUCGCUUAUGAAUAAGAUGUCACAGGUGAACCCUGCCCUGUUCAACGCCAUGAACCUGAAGGCAGAGCUGGAGGUGAGCCAGGGCAGCAGCAACCCAGAAGCUGCACAGUAUCUGCACAGUGUACUGAAGAGGCCCAUGGCGGAAAAACACACUGAGAUCUGGAGAAAAUACCUCCGCAGGUUUGACACUGAUGACUUCUGUGAGGCUCAGUGUGACUUCCUUCAGAAAGUACACUUUCACUGCCUGGUUGAGGACUGUGGUGCACUCUUCAGUACUGUGGAUGGGGCAAUAAAACAUGCCAACUUCCACCUCCGAGCCACCUUGAAAGUGAAGUCUGAGCCUCAGUUUGGUGAGGGAAAGGACUCCAGUGAUGGAGCCUCGCUGCAGCCUGCUGCUCCUGUCUCUAUUGCCAACAAUCCCUCCAUGGAUGUUGCGCACCUCACCUCCUCUGGUGGCUACAGCUCUCCUCCUCCCUCCCUGCUGGCCUGGAAGCAGCUGACCGGCAGCAUCCCACAGAUGCCAGCCUCGAUGCCUAACCUGCCAGCUAACUCCCCUCUUGCUACCACUUCUCUGGAGAAUGCGAAGCCACAAGUCAAACCUGGUUUCCUGCAAUUCCAGGAAAAUGAUCCCUGUUUGGCUACUGACUGUAAGUACUCAAACAAGUUCCACUUCCACUGCUUGUUUGGGAAUUGCAAGUAUGUGUGCAAAACAUCUGGCAAGGCAGAGUCCCACUGUUUGGACCACAUCAACCCCAACAACAAUCUGGUCAAUGUCCGCGACCAGUUUUCCUACUACUCUCUCCAGUGUCUGUGUCCCAACCAGCACUGUGAGUUCAGAAUGAGGGGCCACUAUCACUGUCUGCGGCCAGGCUGCUACUUUGUCACUAACAUCACCACCAAGCUGCCGUGGCAUGUCAAGAAGCAUGAGAAAGCAGAGCGUCGCGCUGCCAAUGGCUUCAAAUAUUUCACCAAGAGGGAGGAAUGUGGGAGACUGGGUUGUAAAUAUAACCAAGUCAACAGCCACUUCCACUGCAUCCGUGAAGGUUGCCAGUUCUCCUUCCUGCUAAAGCACCAAAUGACCUCACAUGCUCGCAAACACAUGAGGCGGAUGCUGGGGAAGAACUUUGACAGAGUUCCAUCCCAGAUGAUGUCACACGGUCAGAGGGCAGAUGAGAUGCAGCAUGUAUCCGGCAUGAUGUCUGGACAUUUAGGAAACCAGUCUGGCAUCAACUCCGGCUUCUCCUCAUCCAUGAUGGAUGAAACUGACGAUUACAUGGACUACAUGGGAGGAGGUGGCAGCCCCCUGGGCCUCUCUUCUGAAUCCUCCAACCAGGACCGGAGCUGCACCAGCACCCCUGUAGGUCCUGAUGGUUCCCCAGCAGGACUAGGCUACCCUGCCACCUCUUCUGCUCCUACCACCCCUGCUGACACUAGCGCUUCCCAAAAUGCACUUCCUUCUUCCCCUCCUCCUCUACCGCCUCCUCCUCCUCACUCUGCUCCUCAGCCUGGCCUCCAGUCCCAGGCCACAUCCCUCUCUCCUGCUCUUCUCCGACCUCCUCUCUCCUCACUCCCAUACCUCCUCUCUCCAUCCUGUCUGUCAUACUCUCUGCUCAGCGCCUCUCUGGGAGCCACUCGGAGUGUUGUCAUGCCAACCAACACACCAGCUUUCAGCCCCAUCAUUGCCACUCCGUCUCCAGUUAAAAAUGACGUCCCUAUAGUACAGGAUGCUGCAGGCAACACCAUCUCCAUUCCCACUGCCACCGGUUCAAAGAAGCGCUUCUGGAUCAUCGAAGACAUGUCGCCAUUCGGCAAACGCCGCAAGACCGCAUCUUCCCGUAAGAUGCUCGAUGAGGGUAUGAUGCUGGAGGGCUUCAGGCGCUAUGACCUCUACGAGAACUGCAAGGACCCAGGCUGCCAGUUUUCUCUGAAGGUGACCCAUUACCACUGCACCCGUGAAAACUGCGGCUACAAGUUCUGCGGCCGCACCCACAUGUACAAGCACGCGCAGCACCACGACCGUGUGGACAACCUAGUUCUGGAUGACUUCAAACGCUUUAAAUCGUCCCUCAGCUGCAACUUCUCCGACUGCCAGUUUUCAGGCAACAGCACCCACUUCCACUGCCUGCGCUGCGGCUUCCGCUGUACCGACAGCACCAAAGUGACGGCCCACCGCAAGCACCACGGCAAGCAAGAUGUGAUCAGCGCCGCGGGCUUCUGCCAGUUCAGCUCCAGUGUGGAUUGCACGGUUCCUGACUGCAAAUACAAGCUCAAGUGCUCCCACUUUCACUGCACCUUCCCAGAGUGUAAGCACACAGUGGUCGGCAUGUCCCAGAUGGACUCCCACAAGAGGAAGCAUGAAAAGCAGGAGCGCGGUGAACUGCCGUCUGUGUCACCAAAACAGGAAGUGUUGCACCACCUGGGUGGAGGUGUGUCAGCAAUCCCUCAAGUCCCUGUGGGUCUCUCUACAUCCUCACCUGGAGGCAUUCAUGGGUUGUCACACACCAUCAACAGCAACACUCGCUCAAUGCUCUACCCAACAGGUGGAAUGGGUUCUGAGUACAACCACCCGUACCCGCCCUCCUCCAUCAGCCUGGACAGCUCCCUAAACCUGGGCACAGAUACCAGCAGCUCCCUGUUCUUCCUGAAGAACGCAGCCGGUCUGGGUCUCAGCGACUCUCUAGACCUCAGCAAGAAGAUACACCUGGAGACAGAGCGCGAUGGCCACAACCCUGGGAACCUGCUGGGUCUGUCAACAGCUCAGGACGACACCACGGGAACGUCCGGAGAGGCUGAAGAUGACCUGUCGCCAGAGGAGGAGGCGCACGCAGAGGAGGAGGAUGAAGAAGAAGAGGAGGAGGAGGAGGCAGAGGAGGAGCAAAACUCUGACUCAAAUGAUGAUUCAAUGGCAGAGCCCGAUGGUGAAAAGAACAAUGGCGAGAGUUUUGAUGCUUCCGUUAACCACACUGAUUCUUCCCAACUGGAAAAGCAUGACGCUGACCCAUGAGAAAAAAAACUAAGUGAGACUGUAGGAACUGAAGAGGAAGCCUAUGUUCUAUGAACAAACAAUGAAAGUGGCCUCAUUUAUCAUGUUUAGAGACUACAUAUGACAACAAAAAAACAACAGUGUGGAGAAAAUGAUGGCCUAAAAUGAUUUAUGAUGAUGUUUACAAGAUGACCAACAUUGUUAAUUCAAUUAUGCAUUAAAAAAAAAAAAUAUGAACAGA
Molecule: messenger RNA, 6676 nt
Organism: Labrus bergylta (ballan wrasse)
Lineage: Eukaryota; Metazoa; Chordata; Actinopteri; Labriformes; Labridae
Gene: casz1
Product: castor zinc finger 1
Biological process (GO): positive regulation of transcription by RNA polymerase II; regulation of neuron differentiation
Cellular component (GO): nucleus
Molecular function (GO): RNA polymerase II transcription regulatory region sequence-specific DNA binding; DNA-binding transcription factor activity, RNA polymerase II-specific
Source: RefSeq, a predicted model, not a curated record